UUGGCACCAUUUACACGCGCACGACUUGUCGCACGCGUCAUUGUAAUGUCGUGAGCAAUGUUCUCGGCGAGGACUGGGGCGAUCAACAAACAAAAUGGCGGAUCGUAGGCGGACUGCUACUUUGCUUAUUGUUUCAAUUAUUUUGAAACGAAAAAAAUGCAAGAGACGACAGAGAAGCAUACGCGAAAAAGACUGGCUUAAUCGGCGAUCCUCUAGAAGUGUUUACAAUGASCUAUUGCAAGAGUUAAGGCUGGAAGAUCCGCAGCACUAUCGGAGAUACCUUCGUAUGGACACGGCGACAUUUGAGAAUCUUUUGGAGAAAGUCACUCCAUAUAUCAAGAAAAAGACGACAAAUAUGAGAGAGCCGAUUCCACCAGAAGAGCGGUUGGCUGUUACUUUGCGGUAUUUGGCUACUGGAGAAUCAUUUUGCAGCUUACAGUACCAAUACAGGAUAAGUGCCUGUACUCUUACCCAGAUCAUACCAGAAGUAUGUGCUGUUAUUUUUCAAGUUUUGAAAGAUGACUUCCUGAAAUGCCCAACUUCACCUGAACAGUGGCUACAAGUUGCCCAAAGCUUCAAAGACCGCUGGCAGCUACCACACUGUUUGGGUGCGAUAGACGGGAAACACGUGAAAAUACUCCAUCCAGCACACAGUGGGUCMUCAUUCUUUAACUAUAAAGGCUUUUAUAGUGUUGUCCUGAUGGCUGUCAUAGACGCCGACUAUAAGUUUUUAUUUGCUGACGUGGGGUGCCAAGGUCGAAUAAGUGAUGGUGGUGUUAUUAAAAACACURAUUUUURGACUGCACUUGUUGAAGACACACUAGGUUUACCUGACCCUCAAGAGUUGCCAAUGUCCUCUGACAGAUCAUUCCACGACUGCUAUUCUGAGCAGCCUAUGCCAUAUUUCUUUGCGGGAGAUGAUGCGUUUUCGUUGGAGACCCACCUGAUGAAACCUUAUGGUCAAAAACAUCUGACUGAGGAAAAAAGAGUUUUCAAUUAUAGGUUGUCUCGUGCCAGGAGACUUAGUGAAAAUGCAUUUGGUAUUCUCUCGAGUAGAUUCAGGGUUUUUUUUAACAACCUUGUGUGUCAAACCAGACAACGCUGUGAAGAUUAUACUGGCAGCCAUCUCAUUGCACAACUUCCUUCGGUCUAAGGUACCAGGGCGCUACACACCAUCAGAUAGCAUCGACAUAGAGAAGAAUAAUGGUGAGGUGGAGAAAGGGUCAUGGCGUCAUGAAUGUGAGAGUAACCUGUUUGAAGAUCUGCCAAACUACAA
Molecule: messenger RNA, 1276 nt
Organism: Exaiptasia diaphana
Lineage: Eukaryota; Metazoa; Cnidaria; Anthozoa; Actiniaria; Aiptasiidae
Product: protein ANTAGONIST OF LIKE HETEROCHROMATIN PROTEIN 1
Exons: 3
Coding region: 95-1153 (352 amino acids)
Source: RefSeq, a predicted model, not a curated record